CAAGACAGUUGUUCGGCUGACGGGUAUACAACAUCGGUGUACACGCUGAGUAUCAGUUCAGCAACAUUCGAUAAUCGUCGUCCAUGGUACCUGGAAGAGUGUCCGUCGACCAUUGCUACAACAUAUAGCAGCGCUAAUAUGAAUCAACCAGCCAUCGUAACAGUUGAUGUUCCAAAUGGUUGCACUCGUUCGCAUACGGGUACCAGUGCAUCAGCGCCACUUGCUGCGGGUAUUAUUGCGUUGGCAUUGGAAGCUAAGUGA
This is a messenger RNA of Gongylonema pulchrum, 261 nucleotides long. Lineage: Eukaryota; Metazoa; Nematoda; Chromadorea; Rhabditida; Gongylonematidae. The record is from the annotation of a GenBank genome assembly.